AUGGUGUUUCAUCACGACAUUGUCUAUUUUAUUCAAGCCCUGCUUAUCUUCUGCUGUUUUGUGGAUGCGGCGAGUUACGACAUGACUGGCCAGUGGGACAUCACCUACGGAGACACAGCACCUCAACUUUCGCACAUUAAGGACAGUCGUGAUGAUGGAAUAUCGUUCGAAGCCAACCAAGCGAGGAUGUCCAUAUACUCGAAACACAUCUACCAGGGGAAGAAGCUGGGAGACUUUUCUCUCCCGGGGACUCAACACCUGAAGUUGGAGUACUGGGAUGAACCCCCGCACAGGACAAGUGACCAUGAGUUCUUCCUCCAACAUCUGGAGACCUUGGAGUUCUCUUCGCAGAGCACCUGGACUGUCGAGAUCAGGGGUAGUGGAAUAUGGCCGGGAAACAGGACUUUACUUGCAACUGUGCUCCAUAGACUGCCACUCAUCACGUCGCUUUCCUGGAUCUUAGGCGAGCCGAUUCCACUAGAGACAGUCCAAUUUCUGGAAAAAAAUCAUCCUCUCUGCCGACUUUACUACGAAUUGGACUUUGGGUAUUGGAGGCCUGAAGUUCUGGCAACGAGUCGCAGACGCGCCACCCAACGCAGACGCACCAAACAACUCAGUUCAGAAGAUGACAAGUCUUUGGCGGCAGAAGAGCAGAUUAGAGUUAUUGAACGCGAAUCGAUCCUUAACUCAACAAAUCUCCAUUCGCUCAAGGUUAGCGUGUCCAAUGGAGGGAGGGAGCGAGAGCCGGACAAGAUGGAUCUGAUUUUGCGCAUUCUCACGACCUGCCCCAACAUCAAGGAGUUGGACAUUUCGGUAUCUCGACGCAGGGGAUGCGUUGUUUACGAUACGGAUGACCUGUACGCCUUUGAUUUCACCACUUCCAAUGCGACUUUAGCUCCUCUAGAAUCGUUGACUGUUGAUGGAUACCUAUUCCACGCCAACCCGAAUGGUCUGAAGUGGAAGGAAUGGGAAGCAGACCACCCAGAACGAGAUAUCCUAUACGCACCCUGGAAAUACCUACCCGAAUCGAUAAUCAAUCAUGUCGGGUACCCAAAGAUAAAGGAGUGGGGUGGGCUACAGAGUUCGCAUGUCAAAUUGGAUACUUCGUCAUUGAAGCUUGACACAAGAACGAAUCUAGAUAUCUGGCUUCAACGAAUGGACUGGUCACAUCUCCAUACCUUGAAGAUCAAAGACGCAACUACCAAAGACCUUGAAAAGGUCGGAGGCAAUACACUUCCGAGUCUGAGGAAUGUUCAAUUUUCUGGAUAUUAUGCACAUCACCACGCCAUCCUCGACUUUAUCGGCAACAACUCCUUUACCCUAGAAUCCAUCCAAUUUGACGGCAUUAACUUCUGUUCAUUGAGCCAAGUUGUAAGCACGAUUGUCGAACAUCACAGAUCAAGUCUUCACACGCUGGUGAUCAAGCAUUUGCAGCCCCGUAGAUCGAAUUAUGUUUCGCCGAGAAAAAAUGCCUACCGCUUUCCGGGCACUUCUUUCCUCAACGUCACCCAUCUUACCCACCUCCGCGAGAGUAUACCAGGGCUUACCACUCUAGACCUCGAUAUUCUGGUAAGCGAAGAAUGGAACCAUGAACUGCUCGGUAUCCUCGUGUCAUUCUCGGAGCUGGAGUACUUGACUUUGCGAUUCGAGGCGCAGGCUGGUGGUUGGGAUGAUGAGGGUGAGGACGGCCGCCAGCACGGAGAGGAGAGAAGCUACAAAGAAAUUGACAAUAAGCUAUAUUUAAUGAUGGGUUUGAAGGAGUACUUAGCGAAGCGGAAGGUUGGAAAGCAAUUUAAGAGGCUAGAGACUUGGGUGGGAUCAGAGAUUGUUGGAGAUGCGGAGAAAUAUCCUGAUUUACAUUUUAACUAA
Hyaloscypha bicolor E is the source of this 1869-nucleotide messenger RNA. RefSeq lists its product as uncharacterized. The record is from RefSeq and is a predicted model, not a curated record. The transcript has a single exon. Lineage: Eukaryota; Fungi; Ascomycota; Leotiomycetes; Helotiales; Hyaloscyphaceae. Bases 1 to 1869 code for a protein of 622 amino acids.